Messenger RNA from Hippocampus comes (tiger tail seahorse), 5058 nucleotides. It is a transcript of the gene pde4a, whose product is annotated as phosphodiesterase 4A, cAMP-specific. The record is from RefSeq and is a predicted model, not a curated record. Gene Ontology annotation, molecular function: 3',5'-cyclic-nucleotide phosphodiesterase activity. Gene Ontology annotation, biological process: signal transduction. The coding region runs from base 1731 to 3575 and encodes 614 amino acids. The transcript is spliced from 10 exons. Lineage: Eukaryota; Metazoa; Chordata; Actinopteri; Syngnathiformes; Syngnathidae.
ACACACCUUCCGCCAUGGAAGAGCAUUUUAUUGCUCUGCCUGUCACUACACAUCAGUAGCUUGGAAUCACAGCUCUUAUGUGUGGCAUCGCGCAUAAUCAUGCUUUGCUGCGCCCUCAUGACAAUAUGUGUACGCAGCGUCUUGAGCGUGCGUGCGCAGGCCAGCGAGAGCGGACUUAGUGACAGCCUGUGGGUGGUGAGGACAUGCUUUAUGCGCGGUGGGAGGGGUGUAGUGGUCCUGAUGCUGAUGUCUCCUCUGUAACCUUGGUUGCUAUCGAACGGCAGCAGGCUCUGCCUCUGCCUUUUCGUCAUUGGCUCGCCAUUCUGACCGCAAGCCAUGUGGUCCGGGUGGCAUCCAAUGACAUCGCAGGCAACGCUCUUGUAGUAGUGUUGCAUCUUAAAGCAACAGGCACCGUUUUUUUUUUCUGUGGAACAUCAUCUCUCCUCUUGCUCAUCUUUUUUUUUACAUGCUCAGCUCUGUAGAUGAACAAUGAGGAUUUGGUUGGGUGUUGUUUUGUGUCAAAACGUCUCAAGGGGGUGAAACGGAGGCUUUGCGUUGCAAGCGACCUACAGAGAUCCAACAUGGAGACACUUGAUUACUGUCUUCCCACUCAGUCUCUCACUCUCUCACACACACACACACGGGCAUAUUCUUGACAGACGUACACGCCGUCUCGCCGCGCAGGCGCACUGAGGCCUCCAGCAGAAGGCAGCAGGCGCAGGCACGCACGUGCAUGCGCGUGCAGCCACACCACCUGAUUAGCUUGCGAGAGCCAGUCUACGGCAUCCCGGGGAAAUAAGAGGUGCCAGAGGAGACGGCAUCGGAAGGAGGAGGAGAAGUGGCUGCUGAAGGCGGGCGGGUUUCGCUCUCCGGCAUCCUGUGAGCUCGGAGUGACACGGAGCGGGUCGUUGAGCUCGACUCGGGGGACAGACGGGGUUGAUCCACUCAUACGAGGACUGGUCUGGCCCUCUCGGAGCCGUACCGUGGGGGAGGGGCGGUCGACGCAGGGAGACGGAGUCUGUUUUUCCAAACCACGGCUAGAAAGAACCGUCCCAGGAUUUCUUUUCCCCCCCAUCUGUGUUUCUUCUCUCAUCUUGCCAUCUUCCCCAUGUUCUCGCUGCUCCCCUUGCCUCCAUUGUUGAAUACCCGGGUCGUCCUGCGGCGCCUGCCCGUCUCGUCUACUUCCGUCGUCUGACCGUCUUCUUUUUAUGUCAGUCGAGCUUCCCUCAUCCUGCCCGUCUCUCUAUCCUCGGCUACAUCUUGGUCUCCAGGCUCGUCUCGGUGCCCUUCAGACGGACCCUCUCUGUUUACCUCCAUCUUCCCUCUCUCCGCUCCCAUCUCCCUUGAUCCUGCGGUGGCUCUACAUUCGGGUCAGCCCGAUCACCAAAUGGGAUGAGAUGUAGUCUCCGCAGAUUCCAGAUCCAGGAGGGGCUCCUGGGCCCCCGCGUCUUUAGCUCGCAAGUGAAGCUGGAGCCGUCUCUUGGUGGGCCACUUUGGGGUGCUGCAUGUAGGCCAGGAUAGUCGGCACCCUUCCCUUGCCCCCACCCCCCUCCUUCCCCCCCGUUCCUUUACCCCCUCUCGGGGCAGCCUUCACUCUGGAGUGCCCUGGCCUCUCCCCGCGCACUCUGACGACACCCUCAUGCCAAUGGGGCACCUGCAGUGCUCCCACCCCGCUCCACUUCCGCACCUCCUGCCUGUGCCACCGGCCCAAGCCCCCCGUCACCCUCAGCAUGGGUGUGGUGGAGGCCAUUGACCCCACGCCGUCCCCCUGUCCCUCACCCGUGCCGGGGGGCUACCGGCUGUCCCGCUCCUCCAGCUACAGCCUGCUGCAGGGGAGGGCAGGGGCAGAGCUGGACCUCGGUGAGGCGGCCGGAGGGAUCCUGGAGGGGGGUGGGACGACGGCGCAACGCAGGACCCCCUUGGUUGACCUGUUCUGCGAGACCUGCUCUAGGCCGUGGCUCAUCGGCUGGUGGGACCAGUUCAAGAGGAUGCUGAACAGGGAGUUGUCCCAUUUGUCAGAGAUGAGUCGCUCAGGGAACCAGGUGUCUGAAUACAUCUCCACUACCUUUCUAGAUAAGCAAAACGAGGUGGAGAUCCCGUCCCCGACCUUGAGGGAGCGAGACAAGCCCAUGUGUCACAUCAGCGGCGUGAAGAAACUCACGCACAGUUCCAGCCUUUCAAACUCCACCUUGCCUCGCUUCGGCGUCAAGACUGAACACGAGGAUGCGUUAGCCAGAGAGCUGAAUGACUUGAACAAGUGGGGCCUUAAUAUCUUUCGUGUGGCAGAGUUCUCGAACAACAGACCCCUGAGCUGCAUUAUGUUUGCCAUCUUCCAGGAGCGAGAUCUCCUGAAGACCUUUCGGAUCCCAGUGGAUACGUUUGUCACCUAUGUGAUGACGCUGGAGGACCAUUACCAUGCCAACGUGGCCUACCACAACAGCCUCCACGCCGCAGAUGUCACUCAGUCCACGCACGUACUGCUGUCUACGCCGGCUCUAGAUGCUGUGUUCACUGAUCUAGAGAUUUUGGCUGCGUUAUUUGCGGCCGCCAUCCACGAUGUGGACCAUCCAGGAGUGUCCAACCAGUUCCUCAUAAAUACCAACUCCGAACUCGCUCUGAUGUACAAUGACGAGUCAGUUCUGGAAAACCAUCACCUGGCUGUGGGCUUCAAGCUGCUUCAUGAGGACAACUGUGACAUCUUCCAGAACCUCAGCAAGAGGCAGAGACAAAGCCUGAGAAAACUUGUCAUUGAUAUGGUUUUGGCCACAGAUAUGUCCAAACACAUGAGCCUGCUGGCAGACCUCAAAACGAUGGUGGAAACCAAGAAAGUGACAAGCUCGGGAGUUCUGCUACUGGACCACUACACCGAUCGGAUACAGGUGUUGAGGAACAUGGUGCACUGCGCCGACUUGAGCAACCCAACCAAGCCUCUGGCCGUGUAUCGACAAUGGACAGAGAGAAUCAUGGAGGAGUUCUUCAGGCAAGGCGACAAGGAGAGGGAGCGAGGGAUGGAGAUCAGCCCCAUGUGCGACAAGCACACCGCCUCGGUGGAAAAGAGUCAGGUUGGCUUCAUUGACUACAUCGUCCACCCUCUUUGGGAGACCUGGGGGGACCUGGUGCACCCCGACGCCCAGGACAUCCUGGACACUCUGGAGGACAACAGGGACUGGUACCAGAGUACCAUCCCGCAGAGCCCGUCGCCUCCUCCCGUGUGCCAGGACAAGGAGCUCAACGCCUGCGUGGACAAGUUCCAGUUUGAACUCACACUAGACGACGGUUCUCAGGUGGAGUGCAACGAGCGGGACACCGCGGCGUGCCCCAACCACGUGGCGCAAGACGGCGACGAGAGAGCCAAGGACGACGACGAAGAGGACGUCCUGGCUGAAGAAGAAGAGGAGGAAAACGAGGACAUCAUCGAGGAGGAGGAGGACGACGAGGAGGUGGCAAUGGAGGAGGAAGAGCAGGGCGAGGAGCCCAAAGACGAGUUGGAGACCAAGUCAAAGGGGGAGAGACUUUCUGACACCAGUCCUGUAGAGGAAGAGGAGGAUUCUUCUUCGCAAGCCGACGACACAUGAGUGUUGCUCUUCACGGAGCCCUCCUCACUUGCACAUGUGAUCAGUUUUCCUCCUUACACGAGGCCAAACCAAGAACAGUGUCAAUAAAGACCUUUAAAUCUAUUUUUCAAAAAGGGACUCGAGAGGAGUUCAUCACACAGCAACUGUAGAUGCGAAGUAGUGAGCAGUGGACAAGAUGGUGUAGCACUCUGGGACUGGAAUGCACACAAAUAAACACACGUUAAGUCACUCCGAAUGCAGCGACGCUACGCGUGUGCACGCGUGCAUAUAUGCAGAACAAUUGAGCAUUGCAGCACCCCUGCCCUCCACGACCCGGGCUGCUGUUUUCUUGCAAACGCACACUUGACUCUAUGUUUGUAUGCGUGCAUUAACACAAGGGAUCACUAACAACGAUUUGUUUCUUGUUUUUGUUUUGGAAAAAGCCAUCUCUAAAUGGGAACGUUCGGUCUUAGCAAUUUUCACGUUCAGUCAAAUCCCAACAGGAACUGUUCUCCUCAGCAACGCGAGCAACUUUAUUUAUUUCAGUUUUUUUCCAUUUCUGUCGGAAAAGAAAAAUAAGGAAGUUGGACGUCGGUGGGGGAAUAUGGACGGACGUUGGUGGGGUGGGGGGUGCCCCCGGUCCCGUACCCCUUUACGAGGAGAGCGCUUAGCUAGAAGAUGGCUCUGUGCCUUUCUGACUCCCCAGCCUCCCGAAUGGAGAGCUGCGGUGAAGCAAUGCAUUGUGGGACAGGAGUUGUACGUACGCGUGUGUGCUUUUUGGUCUCACUUUUGAUUGUCUCUCGUGGAAGCUACUGUCCAUGCUAUUGUGGUGUGUCCGUGGUGACAUGUUUUAAGCUGUCAAGUCUUCCUUUGUUGCUCUUCUGCUGGUAUAACAGAGCAAUGCCCACCACUACUACCGCCGCCGCAACCACUGACUAAUUUCUUUCCUACAAUAAGCCAUGCGAUGCUUCGGCGCAUACAUUUUGCCUUUAAUUUCUAGUUAACAGUGGGAGGAAGGGGGUGGGGGGGGGCGGUUAUUAUGCCAUCGGCGGAUCACGUUUUGCGCCGCGCUCACUCGCACUGUGUUUAAGUCCUCAUAUAAUGAUCACCAAAGUAGAUGAGUGCAGGUUAUGGGGGGAAAAAGGAAUUCAGGAGAGUUCGUGUGGAAAUCCCUUGUAGAUUGUUUUUUGUUUUUAAGAUCAGACCACGUCUACGGCCACGUUACCUUAUUCAUUCGGGAGUGAAGAUAAUACCAAGCAGAGGUGGUCACUGAAAAAGGUCUAUAGUCCUUUUUAUGUUUUUUUUUUGUUUGUUUGUUUUUGCCUUAAUGUCAGAAGCAGGAUUCAUACUUGCCGCUAUAUGGAGAGGAAUAUUAGCAGAUAUUCUACUAUAUUUUUAAGAUGUCUAUAUGCUUGUCUCAUUGCAUCGGUCACUUAUAUACAGUAUGCUGUGGCUGUGCUCUUACCAAACAUAAAGAAUGUGUUUUUUUUUUUUUGUUGUUGUU